AUGAUGUAUUUUAUGUUUUUAUUUGGGUUUUGUUUUGUUUUUUGAAUGGUGGGUGUUUCUUGUAACCCGUCUCCUUAUUAUGGAGUGGUUAGUUUAAUUUUUGGUGCGCUUUCUGGUUGUGGGGUGUUGGUUGGUAUAGGAGGGUCUUUUGUUUCUUUAGUUUUAUUUUUAAUCUAUUUGGGGGGGAUAUUAGUUAUUUUUGCGUACUCCUCUGCGUUGAUAGCGGAGCCUUUUCCUGUGGGGUGAUUGAGUUUGGAGGGGGUAUUUUAUGGAUUAUAUUACCUUUUUAUUAUUGUAGUUUUUAUAAAGAUGAGUUGUCAUUUGUGGAGUAUUGAAGGGAUUGGUGUUGAUACUGUGGAUGCUGGCGGGUUAUAUGUUGUUCGUUUAGAUUUUAGUGGAAUUUCAUGGCUUUAUUGUUUUGGUAGUGGGUUGCUUUUGGUUGCUGGUUGAGGGUUGUUGUUGACGUUGUUUGUUGUGUUGGAGUUGGUUCGUGGAUUAUCUCGGGGGGUGCUUCGUGCGAUUAGG
This is a messenger RNA of Mauremys mutica (yellowpond turtle), 525 nucleotides long. Lineage: Eukaryota; Metazoa; Chordata; Testudines; Geoemydidae. The record is from the annotation of a RefSeq genome assembly.